Molecule: messenger RNA, 915 nt
Organism: Fusarium coffeatum
Lineage: Eukaryota; Fungi; Ascomycota; Sordariomycetes; Hypocreales; Nectriaceae
Exons: 1
Coding region: 1-915 (304 amino acids)
Source: RefSeq, a predicted model, not a curated record
AUGGAAGACCACAAAACACAAAUCGCCACCCUCUCCGACGGCCGAAAAAUAGCAUACGCAAUAUACGGCAAUCAAAACGAAAAUGCACCUACCACAUUCUACUUCCACGGGUUUCCCGGGGCUCAUCACGAAGGCAUCGUAACACACGCCUCAGCUUUACAAAACGGUCUCCGCGUAAUCGCGCCAUCACGACCAGGAUACAGCGACUCAACUUUUCAGCAAAAUAGACGGUUGCUUGAUUACCCCAAAGAUGUCAUUGAACUAGCGGAUCUUCUUUCUGUGAAGAGGUUUACUGUUCUUGGUGUUUCGGGCGGUGGGCCUUAUGCCAUUGCUUGUUUCAAAGAAAUUCCGAGAGACAGGUUGGUUGGAAUUGGUACGAUGGCGGGAUGCAUGCCUAUUGAAUUUGGUACGAGUGGUAUGCUUGUCAUAUCGAGGAUUUUGUUCAACGUCGCGCCGUAUGCUACUACGCCUUUGGGAUGGUUAAUGGACAAAGCACUCGGGACUACAGCACGCGAUUAUGAACAUCCUGAGAAAUUUGAAAAUAUGAUGGAUAAAGACAUGGUCGCCCGAGCACCAAAGGACGCAGAAGCCUGGACAGAAAAUAAGGUUCUUAGAAAGGCGCUUCUUGAUUCUACACGCGCGUCUAUGAAGCAGGGUGGAUAUGCAUCAGCUUGGGAAGCCAAUCUUUACGGUAGCGAUUGGGGUUUUAAGCUUGAGGAUGUAAAGGUUGAGAAGGGAGAGAUGAUUAUGUGGCAUGGUGAUCAGGAUAUUAAUGUGCCGUUGAGGGUGAGUCAGAGGGCUGUUGAGUUGAUUCCUCAGGCGGAGUUGAGGGUUUUUGAGGGGGAGAGUCAUUUGAGUUUGGUUGGGAGGGUUGAUGAAGUUAUUGUGGCGUUGAAGGGGAUGUUGGAGAAAUGA